Paralichthys olivaceus (Japanese flounder) is the source of this 1598-nucleotide messenger RNA. RefSeq names its product Tu translation elongation factor, mitochondrial (gene tufm). Lineage: Eukaryota; Metazoa; Chordata; Actinopteri; Pleuronectiformes; Paralichthyidae. Gene Ontology annotation, cellular component: mitochondrion. The record is from RefSeq and is a predicted model, not a curated record. Gene Ontology annotation, molecular function: GTPase activity; translation elongation factor activity; GTP binding. Gene Ontology annotation, biological process: mitochondrial translational elongation.
UUUGCGCUUUAGAGUCGAGUGGGAUUCCUCUUGAUCUUUUCGUCAUCUUUGGUUUGUCUAACAAUCCAAGAUGGCGGCGCUUGUGGGAUUGCGCGCAUGUUUCUCUGCCCUCCAGCUCUCUCAGCCAAGCCUCCUGCACAGCUCCCUCAGAUUUUGUGCUGUGCCCCUGAGCCGGCGGACCUUUGCUGCGGAGGCGAAGAAGACGUACUCCCGGGACAAGCCUCAUGUGAACAUUGGAACGAUUGGCCACGUUGAUCACGGCAAGACCACCCUGACUGCAGCCAUCACAAAAGUUCUCGCUGAUGCUGGCGGUGCUAACUACAAAAAGUAUGAAGACAUCGACAAUGCCCCCGAGGAGAAGGCGAGAGGAAUCACCAUUAACGCCUCUCAUGUAGAAUACACCACGGCCAACAGACAUUACGCUCACACAGACUGCCCUGGUCAUGCUGACUACGUCAAGAAUAUGAUCACAGGCACAGCUCAGAUGGACGGAUGCAUCCUGGUGGUGGCAGCCACCGACGGCCAGAUGCCUCAGACACGCGAGCACCUCCUGCUGGCCCGGCAGAUCGGCGUCGAGCACGUGGUGGUUUUCAUCAACAAGGCAGACGCCGUGGAGGACAAGGAGAUGCUGGAGCUGGUGGAGAUCGAGAUCCGCGAGCUGCUCACGGAGUUCGGCUAUGAUGGCGAGAACACGCCUGUUGUAAUAGGCUCCGCCCUCUGUGCCCUGGAGAACAAAGAUCCUGAGCUGGGUGUUAACGCAGUGAUGAAACUGCUUGAGAUUGUGGAUUCUUACGUCCCUUUGCCCAAGAGAGAGCUGGAGAAACCUUUCCUCCUGCCCGUUGAAGGGGUUUAUUCUAUCCCAGGCAGGGGAACGGUGGUGACGGGUACUAUGGAGAGAGGUAUCAUCAAGAAAGGAGACGAAAGUGAGUUUUUGGGACACAAUCGCAGUUUCAAGUCUGUGGUUACAGGUAUCGAGAUGUUCCACAAGUCUCUGGAUCGGGCAGAGGCGGGAGAUAACCUGGGCGCUCUGGUCCGAGGCCUGAAGAGAGAGGAUGUGAGAAGAGGGAUGGUGAUGUGUAAACCAGGAUCCAUCAUGCCGCACCAGAAAGUCAAGGCCCAGGUGUAUAUUCUGAGUAAGGAGGAGGGAGGCAGACACAAACCGUUCGUCAACAACUUCAUGCCCGUCAUGUUCUCUCUGACCUGGGACAUGACCUGUCAAGUCAUUCUCCCUGAAGGAAAGGAGAUGGUGAUGCCAGGAGAGGACACGUCCUUGACUCUGACGCUCCGUCAGCCGAUGGUUCUGGAGAAAGGCCAGAGGUUCACCCUGAGAGACGGAAACAGAACCAUCGGCACCGGUCUGGUCACAGACAUCCUGACAUUUAAAGAUGAUGACCAAUGCAACUGGGGCUGACGGGAAACGGGGAGAGGGCUCAUCAAUGAAGUCUGGAAAUACAAAUUCAUAAACACAUGGAAAGAGAGACUCAAAGUACUGCACGGCUAUGUUCAGUUCCACUUCAACCAAAACACCUGUUUAGCAGUGUAAUUGUGACGUGACUGUCAAAACUCAAAUGUCAUUUAUGUAAUAAAAUGUAUUUAAU